Rhagoletis zephyria (snowberry fruit fly) is the source of this 1254-nucleotide messenger RNA. RefSeq names its product metastasis-associated protein MTA3-like. Lineage: Eukaryota; Metazoa; Arthropoda; Insecta; Diptera; Tephritidae. Gene Ontology annotation, molecular function: transcription corepressor activity; histone deacetylase binding; transcription coactivator activity. Gene Ontology annotation, biological process: negative regulation of transcription by RNA polymerase II. The record is from RefSeq and is a predicted model, not a curated record. Gene Ontology annotation, cellular component: NuRD complex; nucleoplasm.
AUGAGCCAACUGCGUGGCAAAUGCGUCGUGGUUCAAUUUGUGUCGGAAGUUGAAGAUCCAAAGGAUUACGUGAAGCUAAAGGACACCUUCUUCUACCGACUCAAGUACAAGCACAUCAGCUCUACCACUGGUAACGGGCACGGCAAUGGCAGCGGCAGCAGCAGCAACAACAACAACAACAACGGCAACUCAAUGCAGCAGCCAUUUCUCUAUCCACUGGAGGAGGGCAGCAUGCGCGUGGGUGCCGAGUACCAGGCGGUGGUGCCCCCGUUCGCCCUCUCCCAGGAGGAGCAGGCCGUUCACUACAAGGACCACUCGCCCGAGACGCUCUGCUACACGCCAAAGCACAACCUCUCGGAGGACGACAUUGAAGGCUUCGUCAAGGUCUGCCAGUCGGUGAGCACCUUCGGCCGAACAAAGGUGCUCGCCUUUGUCCUGCCCGCCGAGGAGCAGCAGCUACCUCCGCCUGGCGCCCUGGAGGUGGGCGCAAGCUCGGUGCGCGACUACACCACCCAGUGCGCCAUGGACAUGCUGCACAUCUACAACUACGACAUUGGGGCGGCCACGCUCAGCCUGGUGCCCAAGGAGAAGCCCGUCAUCUGCCAUGAGCCCCUGCAGAACUGGACCACGGAGGAGGUGGCCCGCUUCCGGGAGGGCUUCGAGAAGGUGGGCAAGAACUUUCGCGCCCUCCGCCAGCAGUACCUGCCCCAGAAGGAGCUGGGCCACAUUGUCACCUUCUACUACAUGAUGAAGCACUUUCUUUCGCUUAAAGGGCGCACAACGGAUGGUUCACCACCGUCGCAGCAGCAGAAGCAGCUGUCGCUCUCUGAAACAAGGCGCUCAUCUGAUGGCUCACCACAGUCGCAGCAGCAGAAGCAGCUGUCGCCCUCUGAAACAAGUUCUGGUGGCGGUGGUGGUGGCAGUCGCACCCUCUACGGAAAGUCAAGUGGCGGCGGUGUGACCAAGGCCAAGACGGCGGCCACCAAGUCUUCGCUGAUUGCCAACAACAACAACCACCACCACAACAUCGGCCAUCGGCUCGGCUGCAAGCGCAUGCUAAAGUCGAUUGACAUUCCCGAGCGCUACCACACCGACUGCCACGCGUUGAGCCCCGAGAAGAGCCGCCGUUGCGACAGCUGCCUGGCCACCCUCCUCUGUCGGACCUAUCCCGCCGGCAUGCUGGUGUACGCCCUCUGCCUCGACUGUCGGGCGCACUGGCAGCGGAUGGCCUCCUUUAGAAUCCUCGAUGCAUAA